CCUAGACGGGCAUUCAGAAGGAAGGAGGGGGGGAAUUGGCUGCAGAAAAUAAUGUAUUCCAAUACCCUUCCUGCCCAAAGCAAAUCAGCUUCUAUUUGAUGCUUCAGAGACUGGGAGGGAGCUGAUGAAAGGACCAUGACAGAGAUCAAAGACGAGAACUUACCCCAGGAAGGCCCUGAGCCAAGAGAAAUUCUUGAGGCUUCCCCAGGCAAAUUGCCCAAGGACACUUUCUUCCAAACUAUAGCUGAUGAAAGGUUCUCUGUUUCAGCCCAGGAUAUGUGGGAUGCAGUUAAUGAAAAUGAAACACGUCAAGUAUUGGAGGAAAGUGAUAUGAAUUUUAAAGAGAAAGAUAAUUUUGGGAAUCGUGAUGUCCCCAAAAACCAGGAGGGAAACCAGCUGGAUAAAGGAUGCAGUAAAUCCAUUGCUCAUCACAAUGGUAGCUACCAUGGAGCUAUACAGGAAAGAAAGAAAAGGAUUGAAUGCUCAACUUGUGGAAAAAGCUUUGCUAGCAUACCAAACCUUAAAGCACAUUGGAAUAUCCACACAGGGGAGAACCAUAUGACUGCUUGCAGUGUGGAAAGAGAUUCAGUCAGAGCUCAGCUCUUAGGUGCACCAAAGAACCCUUACUAGGGAGAAACGAUAUAAAUGUUUUGAUUGUGGAAAGAAGUUUGCGUAUAGUGCAUACCUCAUUGUGCAUCAAAGAAUCCACACAGGAGAGAAACCAUAUAAAUGUCUGCAGUGUGGAAAGAGGUUUUGCACAAAGUCAAACCUUACUGUGCAUCAAGGAACCCACACAGGAGAGAAACCCUAUAUAUGUCUGGAAUGUGGAAAGAGGUUUAUUGUAAAAUCACUGCCUUGUUGUGGGAUCAUCAAAAAUGUUACGUGAGGGAGCGCAUCGGGCAUCUUUUCAACAAAGCCUUCCGAAAUGU
Molecule: messenger RNA, 929 nt
Organism: Sphaerodactylus townsendi
Lineage: Eukaryota; Metazoa; Chordata; Lepidosauria; Squamata; Sphaerodactylidae
Product: zinc finger and SCAN domain-containing protein 30-like
Exons: 3
Coding region: 136-630 (164 amino acids)
Source: RefSeq, a predicted model, not a curated record